Molecule: messenger RNA, 836 nt
Organism: Aspergillus uvarum CBS 121591
Lineage: Eukaryota; Fungi; Ascomycota; Eurotiomycetes; Eurotiales; Aspergillaceae
Exons: 1
Coding region: 5-469 (154 amino acids)
Source: RefSeq, a predicted model, not a curated record
AACGAUGCUGGCAACACACAUACUAGCAUGCACCGGCUUAGCUGGAUCCAUGGUGGAUGUGCUUAGGGGUACCGAGGAGGACGUACAAAAUACCCACCGCCAUGAUUCCGCUGAUGGCCACUUUUUUCUGCACACUCAUUUGCAGCUUGACGAUCCGAGGAAAGGGGAUGAUCCAGAUGAUGAAGUCAUUCAGCAUGUUGAGGAUGCCCGCUGCCAGGAAGAAUCGGUCCACGUCGAUGCAUUUGCCGCUUGUCGCGCUCAAUUGCGUCCAGAAAUAUGUGACGGGCUUGCACGAAUUGCUCAUGGUCACCCAAACGAUGAUCGAGUAGGAGAGUGUCAGGAAAGCGCCGAACAACAGUGCAACUUUCAAUAUCGGCUUCAGGGGCGAGAAGAGUCCCCAGUAGAAGCAAAGAAUGGAGAGUCCGGUGCAGGUGCAGGAGGAGGCGUAGAUGAAGGUAUAGGAGAGUAAAAGCUACUUCCUAACCCAUCAGCACAGGGGAACCGCUUGUUGGGGAAAAGGGGAAUUUUCGACUGACCCGGUAAAGGUGCAUCAGUUCCUCCAGUGUGACGGAUCAAAUGUGCUCCCAGCUUGCCAUCGUUGCAGCCCACCGCGGUAUAUCCCGCAAGUAUCAUCAUAUUAGCGUUGGCGUUCCCACUUUUAUUGAGUAGGUAGUUAUUUCGCCAACGACGGAUAGCCUCAACAUCACAGCCGAGGUCCGAGCCGAGAAGAGAGGCUCCGAUGUUGCAGAUAUUAUAGCACAGAGAGCCGGUCAAACUUGUUUUAAGUUUAAAGGGCCUCAAAGUUUCAGUUUUGAGCAAACAAGACGAGUCCACAG